Messenger RNA from Spodoptera litura, 1504 nucleotides. Lineage: Eukaryota; Metazoa; Arthropoda; Insecta; Lepidoptera; Noctuidae. The record is from RefSeq and is a predicted model, not a curated record.
GCAGGCUUACUCUUGAUUUUAAUUCCGAUCGAUCGACAUUGGAAUUUGAAUGUUUCGUACUCUUGAGUUUGACACUAGCGCCACAUUGGUUUUAAAUUGUGUGUCUAUUGUAUGAAACUAAAUGAAAUUAGGAUUGGAUUCGAAUUGCAAUAAACGGUACUCUUGAGCACGUUUUGACAGCUGUCAAUUGCGCCAAUAUUGAGUUGCGAUUGUUUGUUUAUUGUGAUUUUUCCAAUAACAAAAGUGUAACUUUUUAGAGAUUGUUUUGCAUUUUAAGUGAAUUUUCGUCAGAGAUUACUGUAUAAUAUGGCACGAUUAGUCGUUAUGUACAGUGUUUUACGUAAUUCUCAUAAAAAACAAUUAAAACAGAGGCGAAAUGAGCGUAGGUUGAUGCGGUAUAUGGACAAAGCGUUUUCAAUGAACGAAGUGGAGUUCCAGGCGAAUUAUAGAGUGACCAAGGAUUUAUUUGGCGAGCUUUAUGAUAAUAUUAAGCCCUUUCUGCCAGCUCAUAAGAGAAAAAAUGACAUAUCACCGAAAUAUAAGGUUUUAGUGGCAUUAUCCUUUUAUGCUACUGGGAGCUACCAGAAACUGGUUGGAGGCACAUAUGGGACCCUAAUGUCGCAGCAAUCCGUAUCUCGUGCUAUACGAGAUGUAACAGCAGCUCUAAACCAUCCUGCAGUAGCAACCAAAUGGAUUAGGUUUCCUCAAAAUCGCCAAGAAAGGGAUGCUAUAAAAAGAAGGUUUUAUGAAAGGUUUAAUAUACCAUCUGUGAUAGGGUGUAUUGAUGGUACACAUGUAGCCAUCAUUAGGCCAUCAGAAAAUGAGGAGAGAUUUUUUAACCGCAAACAUUUCCAUUCAAGGAAUGUUAUGAUUAUAAGUGAUGCAGAUUUAAUGAUUCUGUCAGUAGAUGCUUCAUAUGGAGGGGCAUCACAUGACAGUUUUGUAUGGAAUCAGCAUCCUGUGAAACAACACUUAAUUGAUUUGAAUAAUAAUGGAGAAAAUGUAUUUUUACUAGUUUUUGUUUCAGGUGAUUCUGGAUAUGCACAGAGGGAGUACAUGAUGACACCAAUUAUUGAUGCUCCUCAGGGUUCACCCGAAGAAUAUUACACCAAACUGCAUUGUAUGGCACGGAAUACAGUGGAGCGUACCAUUGGUGUAUUGAAAAAUAGAUGGAGGUGCUUACUCAGGCAUAGGGUGUUACAUUACCACCCUGAUGUAGCAGCUAAAAUAAUAAAUGCAUGUUGUGUGUUACACAACAUGUGUUUAAAUAGGGUAGAUGAAGAUCUUGAGGACAAUACAGCUGAAAAUGAAAAUGAUUUCCAAGAUGUCACUGCCCAAGAAUCUUCUGGUAGUAACACAGCUGCUGAACUAAGACGAGGUAUCGAAAAGAGAAAUGCUUUAGUUCAGCAGUUGUGGGCGAGCAGAAGGUAAAUGUUUUUAUUUUAAAUUUGUAUUUGGCUUUUUUUAAUCUAUUGUAUUUUUUUAUCAUUUCUGUCUUUAUUAU